Molecule: messenger RNA, 1640 nt
Organism: Suhomyces tanzawaensis NRRL Y-17324
Lineage: Eukaryota; Fungi; Ascomycota; Pichiomycetes; Serinales; Debaryomycetaceae
Gene: MST1
Product: threonine--tRNA ligase
Exons: 1
Coding region: 25-1437 (470 amino acids)
Biological process (GO): mitochondrial threonyl-tRNA aminoacylation
Cellular component (GO): cytoplasm
Molecular function (GO): threonine-tRNA ligase activity; ATP binding
Source: RefSeq, a predicted model, not a curated record
CCGAUCUGCAAAAUAUCCACCAAUAUGCUCUUCAAGGUUGGAAUACCGACAGCACCCUCGAGGCUAGUGCUUAGGCACGCCACAAGGAGUAUCACCAAGGAGUCGGCCACCCAGUCCAACCAGGUGAUCUCCAACAAACAGCUUUUAUACACCACGGACCCGCUCACACCGGGGUCUAUCUUCUUCUUGCCUCAUGGCACCAGAAUCUUCAACAAGUUGGUCCAAUUUAUGAAGAACCAACAGAUCAAGUACGGGUUCCAGGAAGUGAUCACUCCGUUGAUCUACAAGAACAAGUUGUGGAAACAAUCAGGCCACUGGGAGAACUACAGCGAGGACAUGUUCAAGGUGAUGGGAAAUGUUUCGAAAGAAGACCAUGAAGUGCAAGAUGUGAGCAACGAGGCACACGAGCAUCAUCACGAGCAUGAGCACAAUGCGGAGGACGAGGAGUAUGGCCUCAAGCCUAUGAACUGCCCAGGCCACUGCUUGAUCUAUGCCAAAUUCGACCGUUCCUACAAUGAGUUACCCAUCCGUUACUCCGACUUCUCCUCAUUGCAUAGAAACGAAGCCAGCGGUGCGUUGUCUGGGCUCACUAGAGUGAGAAGAUUCCACCAGGAUGACGGACACAUCUUCUGCCAGUUGGAGCAAAUUGAGCAAGAAAUCUCUAACACCAUCAACUUGAUCAAAAACACUUAUGGAGUAUUUGGUAUUGAAACCAAAGAGAUUGAAUUUCACUUGUCCACUAGACCUGAAAAGUACAUUGGGGAUGCUAAAACUUGGGACAAUGCCGAAGAGCAGUUGACUCAAGUGUUGAACAAAACAACCGGAGAGAACUCAUGGAAAAUCAGGGAGGGCGAUGGUGCCUUCUACGGUCCAAAAAUCGACGUAUUAUUGACAGAUGCUUUUGAAAAAAAGCACCAAGUAGGAACUAUCCAGUUGGACUUCCAGCUCCCCACCAGAUUCAAUUUGAAGUAUGUUGGUGAAGAAGGAAACCGUGAUCAUCAGCCAAUUUUGGUGCACAGAGCAGUUUUCGGAUCUUUAGAGAGAUUUUUUGCCAUCCUCUUGGACCACUACCAAGGUAAGUGGCCAUUCUGGCUCAAUCCUAGACAAGCAAUCAUCAUUCCUGUGAAUGAAAAGCACGUUGGAAACGCAGAGGCUUUACAAAAGGAGUUGAGUGGGGAUAUUCUCAAUCACGAUGAAGUUAUUUCCCCCAUGACUGGGUACAACUUUUACGUUGACAUCGACAAAAGAAACGAAACAGUAGGCAACAGAAUCAAGGAGGCUAUUCAAAAGGGAUAUUCAUAUAUCUUGAUGUUGGGUGACAAGGACAUCGAGCUGGGCACAGUUGCCAUUAGAAGUCGGGACAAUAGAAAGGUCAGCAACUUGACAAGUCAAGAAGUUUACAAGAUGUUUAUUGACUUGGAAAAGCAUUACAAAUAGACUACAGAGAUCAAGGCAAUUUGCAAUCGUCGAUAAAAUGGAAUUGUAUAAAUUAGGGCGUACUUGUACAUAGAAUAUCAAUGCUCAAACUUAUUCAUUCCAUUUUCCAUUUCCUUCUUAAGCAUCAAUAAACUACUAUCUGUAGAAUGUUACAUUGCGUCUGUUGUGUAGGAACGAAGCCGGUGCCGAUUAUUAGUAUGACA